AUGGCUCACCGUUCUUCCCGCCGCCGAAACACAGCACCGCCGGAGUCAGCUCCACCUUCUUCUACUCCGGCUGUUCCGGCAAAGCAACCUAGACCUACCAUCUUCUCACCUUCUCCUUCUCAUUACACUAAGCCAAACUCAGAUUUGAUCCAAGCUACUAAGUCUUCUUUUCUUGUUAAACCCUUUCAAAGCCUUAACUUAGGUAGCAAAAAAACCAAACAUUCUCAAACCAAACAUGUUGACUCACGUUUGCAGACAAAAUCCAUGACAACCUCGGCUAUUUUCGAAUCCUCAAAACCCAACAAAACCCACAACACACAAAGCAUAGUACUGACACCAAAGCUUGAAAAAGAGAGUAUUUUUUUGACUUCAAAGAAAACCCAUAAAGAGAAACCGAAACCUCAAAAACCGGGUUCGGAAUUGGAGAGGUGGAAGCUUCAGGGGUUGUUAAAGAACGAGAAGAAGGAAGCUUGUAAAGGGUGUGUUGUUGAAGAUGUUAAAGAUGAAAAGUCAAGGAAAGUAGCUGUUGUGGAAGAAGGGGAUGUUGUUAAGGAGAGAGUUUCUGUUUCUAUGGGUCAAAGUGGCGGUGGUGGUAGAAGAAAAUCGUUAUGUGGGUCAAUGGUUGAUUUAGGCGAUUUCUUUGCAAUCAAUGGAGCGAAAAUGGUGUCAGCUGAUAUGCCACCGUUUAUGCAGAUCCAUGCUGUUGAUUGUGCUAGAAAAGCUUUUGACAGUAUGGAGAAAUUCACUUCAAAAACCCUUGCAUCUUCUCUGAAAAAGGAAUUUGAUGGGGUGUAUGGGCCAGCAUGGCACUGUAUUGUGGGGACUAGUUUUGGUUCAUUUGUGACCCAUUCUGUUGGAGGGUUUCUAUAUUUCUCAAUGGAUCAGAAACUGUACAUCCUUUUGUUUAAGACUGCUGUACAAAAGGCAGACUGA
Molecule: messenger RNA, 933 nt
Organism: Lathyrus sativus (Indian pea)
Lineage: Eukaryota; Viridiplantae; Streptophyta; Magnoliopsida; Fabales; Fabaceae
Source: the annotation of a GenBank genome assembly